This is a messenger RNA of Racocetra persica, 157 nucleotides long. The record is from the annotation of a GenBank genome assembly. Lineage: Eukaryota; Fungi; Glomeromycota; Glomeromycetes; Diversisporales; Gigasporaceae.
AUGUUCGAAGAAAAAAUUGUUGGCGAAGGCAGUAUACCGCCUGAAUUUGAGGAUACCUAUAAUUUUGAUGAAUAUAGCAAUUUUUUAGAUAUUGAUAACAAUUUAAAUAUUAAUAACUUAAGCGAAGAUGAUAAUUUAAAUGAGGAUGAUAAUUCAA